AUGACUUCAUCUAUAAGACAACAGAUAAAAAACAUUGUGAUCAAUUAUUCAGAGGCUGAAAUUAAAGUUCAAGAAGCAACCUCCAAUGACCCAUGGGGUGCUUCUAGCUCUUUAAUGAAUGAAAUAGCAUUUCUGACUUAUGAUGUGGUGCCAUUUUCUGAAAUCAUGAAUAUGAUCUGGAAACGGCUAAAUGACCACGGGAAGAACUGGAGACAUGUGUAUAAGGCCCUGACCCUCUUGGAUUACCUGAUUAAAACAGGCUCAGAACAAGUAGCACAGUUAUAUCAAGGUAUUAAUGUAAGGGAGAAGUCUAAGCAGCUGGUAUCCCUUCUGAAGGAUGAUGAGCAACUUAAAAUUGAGAGGGCCCAAGCCCUGAAGACCAAAGAGCGAAUGGCUCAGGUGGCCACUGGGAUUGGUAGUAACCAGAUUACUUUUGGUAGAGGUUCCAGUCAGCCCAACCUGUCAACUAGCAAACAUGGCAACUCUGGAGGCUCCCCAGCAUCUUGUUAUGGCUCUACCUCUCCUAGUAUUUCUUCAGAGCUGGAGCAGGCUCGACCUCAGACGAGUGGAGAAGAAGAACUUCAGUUACAGCUUGCAUUAGCAAUGAGCAGAGAAGUUGCAGAGCAGGAAAAAUGUCUCAGAUCUGCUGCCCCUCAGAAAGAAGAACUAUGGGGAACAUCAACUGUAACCAACCAAACUGACCCCUGGGGAGGAACUGCAACCACAUCGACUACUUCUGACCCUUGGCAAUCGUUUGUUGCCAAUCCUGCUGUCCCUGUUGACCCAUGGAGGGCGUCUGCUGGAUCCUCUACUCAGUCACUUCCAAAGAACACAGAUUGGUGGGUACCUUCCCAGUCAGCUGGUGGAAUAGCAAAAUCUUCUACAGAUCCUUGGGGACCACGAUUUUCUAACAAAACUAUUUCCACUUCUGGAUCUUUUGAUCUCUUCAGUAACUUGAAUGGUACACUUAAAGAUGACUUUUUUGAAUGGGACAACCUCAGAACUUCUAAAAAAACAGCUGAAUCUGUUUCUUCUCUACCAUCCCAAAACAAUGGUACAUCAAGUCAGGAUCUCUUUGAUUCUCAACCUGUGAAUUUGGCCUCAAGCAAACAUAAUACAACUCAGAAAACACCAGAAUCCUUCUUGGGCCCCAAUGCAGCCUUAGUGAAUUUGGACUCUCUAAUAACCAAGUCAUCACAAACUGUUCCUUCACCGAAUCCAUUCUUAGCUCCAGGUUUUCCUACAACACCACCUCUGAUCAAUCCUUUCCAGGUGAAUAAGCCUCAGUGCCUGACAUUAAACCAGAUGAGAGCAAACCCCAUCAUGGGAACAAGUCCUUCUUUCAGUAUUAUGUCAUCAAUGAGCAUAGAGCCAAUACCUCCACCUUCCAUGCCACCGGUGACUGUUGGAAUGGCACCAAUACCAUCUUUGGGCAAUGUGACAACUCUGACUAGAAUGAGGCAAGGGAUAACCAUUUCAGGAGCAGUGUCCCAACCUCUUCAUAGUACAGGAAUUCCUCUACCUGCAUCCCAGUCCACAAGUGGAGUGGUUUCACCCUUUCCCCCUCCCUUUCCCUCCAGCUCUCAAACCCAGCUCAGCAUGCCUCCAUACCAUGAUCAUGUGCUGAAUAUGGAUACUGGAAAGGGUCAAGAAAUGGUUGAGAAGGUUUUUGCUGCCUGGCAACUUGAGGAGAAAUGCUUCUCGCGAGAGUUACCUGGGACCCGCCUGCCCCAAGCUGGAAGCCCUAACCGCAGGACCGCUGAACCCAUCGAGGAAAUGAAACAGAGUGCUCUGACCAAGGAAUUCCAUUUCUUGUCUGAGAAAAAGGCAUCUAGGGGAGCGAAGGCCCCAAGAGGGAGCAGAGAGGCCGAGCGAGGGGCUGAAGGGAGAGGACAAAAGGCCAGGCAGUGGGACAUGGAGAAAGUCUUGAGUCAGGUCCUGCUGGAGUCUGCAGCCUCUUCUCAAGCUUCCUCAUGA
Messenger RNA from Dromiciops gliroides (monito del monte), 1977 nucleotides. RefSeq names its product epsin-2-like. Bases 1 to 1977 code for a protein of 658 amino acids. Gene Ontology annotation, cellular component: clathrin vesicle coat; endosome; plasma membrane. The record is from RefSeq and is a predicted model, not a curated record. NCBI's taxonomy places the organism in Eukaryota, Metazoa, Chordata, Mammalia, Microbiotheria, Microbiotheriidae. Gene Ontology annotation, molecular function: clathrin binding; phospholipid binding. The transcript has 6 exons. Gene Ontology annotation, biological process: endocytosis.